Messenger RNA from Fusarium pseudograminearum CS3096, 492 nucleotides. RefSeq lists its product as uncharacterized. Lineage: Eukaryota; Fungi; Ascomycota; Sordariomycetes; Hypocreales; Nectriaceae. The record is from RefSeq and is a predicted model, not a curated record. The transcript has 2 exons. Bases 1 to 492 code for a protein of 163 amino acids.
AUGAAGUUCAUGCCCAUCCUCCUUGGCCUCGUAGCCACCAGCAUCGCUCAGCCCAUCGCCAAGCGUGCUGUCUUCACACAAUCAACAUAUGACGAUCUAUCCAUCAGCGGCGGCACUGCAGGCAAUGCCCAACAAGAAGCUCUACAGAAGCUUGGUGGCCUACCUAACGACCUGUCAACCGUCGAGAAGGCCGACCUCGAUUUCCUGAACAGUGUCAACCAAAUCGCGAAUGACGCGGAGAAAGACGCGUUUAACCCUGCUAUUGAGGCAGCCUCUGGAGAGGAGGCUGACGCCCUCCAGCGAGGAAAAAUUAAGAACAAGGUCCUGAAGCUUACUGCUACCAUUCUGAAGCUCGAGGCACAGCAGGCCCAGGGUGAUGAUGUCGCUGAUAAACUGGCGGAUGAGAACAAGAAGCUACAGAACAACAUCUCACAAGAUAAGGAAGCUGCAGGCCAAGCCUCUACAUUUCUCCCAUUCAAUGCCAGUACAUAG